ACAACUUGUUUGAUUAUAUUAUAAGGUGCAAAUCAGCUCAUGAAAUUUGGAGGACCCUUGAUAGUUUGUUCAACAAGAAAGAUGAAGCCCGGCUACAAAUAUUGGAGAAUGAAUUGGCGAACACCACUCAAGGAGCUACUAGCCAAACAGAUGGCUAGUGUAUGUUUUAAAGAAGGGGAAGGAAAUGCUCUUGUAGCCGACAAGAGGAACUUCAAAGGAAAAACAUUCACAGAUACGCCACACUCCCGAUUUCAAAGUGUUUCCAGCUCGCCAGAAAAGGAGGGAGAGUCUACUAAUAACUAUAAGAAGACUCUGAAGUGUUACAGGUGUGGUAAAAUAGGACACAUAAAAAGAUAUUGCCAAACAAAAGAGAGCAACAUGGCUCAAGUUGAGAAAGCUGCUGAAGAAGAAGAGGAUGCGGGAAGGUGCUUUGUAGCUGAGGCUGGAGUAGUAGAUGCCUUGGCUUCCUUCAAUUUCGAAAGAGACUGGAUUAUGGACUCAAGAGAUAAUACGGUCUAUCACGUGGAGAAGGAAGGCAUUGGUGUCAUCAACAAAAAGCAAGAAGAUUCCAAGGACGUUCAGACUAGUGACGUGGUAGCUGCUACUGAGGAAAUCAAGGAAGCAGAUCCUGAAACUAGUAAUAAAAGUCUGGACAUAGAGGAUGUUGAAGUAGAACCUGAGCAUGAAGUUUCUGAAACUACAUAUGGCAAUGGUGACCAUUCCGGAGAAAGCAUUGAGGGAGUUGUAGUAGAGGUUGAAGUCUCUGGUCAAUUAUCUGCCGUAUCAGAGUCAAUCACUAGCUCAGUUCAAAUACUGAAAGCAGAUGGAGAAGCCGAUGGUCAAAUAAAUGAAGAGGUUGACCUUGAAGGCUCAAUUUCAUAUACAGAUACAAAUGGUAUGAUUUUUGAAAGCUCUGAAGCAACCAAACAAUUUAUUGAGAAGCUGGAAAGGAAAUCUAGUGGUGGAUCCUAUGUUGGUAUUGAGGCUUCAAAGGAAAUUCGUGGUCAAAUCGUCACCGACUUAGGUGCUUCUCCAGAUAACACAAUUGUUAAGGAGCUAAGAGAAAGGGGGAGUCUAGAAACUCAAGAAUGUGAAAUUCAGCAUGAAGAUGAUUCACGUGGUUCGCAAAGGCCAAAAAGAAAUAGUGGCAAGUCUGCCUGCUACAGAGAUGAAAAUUUUAUCAAGACACAUUCAUGUUUCUUUGGAGGCUCAAUUAUUAGCGGAAAACCAUCAUCAUUUGAAGAAGGAAAAAGUGUCGAGAAAGUAUUGCUGAGAUCUUCACCAAGGCACGUCCAAAAGCUUCGUCUGAGUUCUUCCACGACAAGUUCAGGAUAGCUUCCAAAAAAUUACUUUAAGGGGGAGCGUGAAAAAAUAAAGUUAAUUUUUUGGAAGAAUAAAUAUCAUAGAUAUUUAUA
This is a messenger RNA of Lycium ferocissimum, 1415 nucleotides long. RefSeq lists its product as uncharacterized. The transcript has 2 exons. Gene Ontology annotation, molecular function: nucleic acid binding; zinc ion binding. Lineage: Eukaryota; Viridiplantae; Streptophyta; Magnoliopsida; Solanales; Solanaceae. Bases 40 to 1335 code for a protein of 431 amino acids. The record is from RefSeq and is a predicted model, not a curated record.